GGCUUCCCCCCCCCUUCUUGAUAAGGACUCUAAUAUUGGUUGGCAAUUCACAAUUAUAACUGAUGAAUACUUUAAUAUGGAGCAGAACCCAAUCCAUGCACGCAUGUGUGGGUUUGGUGAAAAGGAUCGACGCCCUAUUGAUCCGCCACCAAUUAUUCGACUUACGGUUCGUGAGGCUGAUGGUAGCGAAGUUGACCUAAGUAUGCCAGGCAAUGUCAAUAUUUCGCGAUGGAUACUUACGGCCGAUAUUUACUCUGCAGACGGAUCCAGUCCCUGUUCACUUGUCACCAACCCUGCGACCACAGCACAUUUGAAUUCUGCAGCCUGUGUUCAGACCAUUGGGGACAUCACCAUGUCAGUCCUUAAUCUCUCGACGGAGCCACCGGUAGUGACUCGUAAUCUGAUAGGAUCCUUAGGAGCAUCGAGUGAACUCUUGAGGGACCUAAACGGCCACUUGGGAAUAUUUUUUGCAUUCCCGGAUCUAAGUGUUCGAACCGAAGGAGUCUACACGCUCAAGUUUUCGUUUACAAUGUUACCAGAGCCUCCAGUAAUGACUUCGACAGUCCUUGCAACGAUACUUUCUGAACCCUUUGAGAUCUACCCAGCCAAAAGGUUCCCAGGGAUGAGAAAAUCAACUGCCAUCUCAAAAAAUCUCUUUGAUCAAGGUGUACGAAUCCCAUUACGCAAAGAAAAAAGAGUUAGUCGUAAGCAACUUAUUGAGACUGAAGCUGAGAUUAGGGAUGACAUGGAUGAGGAUGAAGAAUGA
This is a messenger RNA of Lobosporangium transversale, 766 nucleotides long. RefSeq names its product velvet factor. Lineage: Eukaryota; Fungi; Mortierellomycota; Mortierellomycetes; Mortierellales; Mortierellaceae. The coding region runs from base 77 to 766 and encodes 229 amino acids. The record is from RefSeq and is a predicted model, not a curated record. The transcript is spliced from 6 exons.